Scomber scombrus (Atlantic mackerel) is the source of this 2301-nucleotide messenger RNA. RefSeq lists its product as uncharacterized. The coding region runs from base 33 to 1757 and encodes 574 amino acids. The record is from RefSeq and is a predicted model, not a curated record. The transcript is spliced from 4 exons. Lineage: Eukaryota; Metazoa; Chordata; Actinopteri; Scombriformes; Scombridae.
UGACAUCAGCACGAUGUAACCACACCCAUAGCAUGGCUGUGGUCACUUGCCUGACGAGACGUCGACCCAAGACGGAAGACUUCUUGUCUUUCCUCUGUUUGAGAGGUUCAGCAGCGUUGCCUAACAACAUGGCCUUCUUAGCAAGUGGACGAGAGAAGGAGUUAGCUGACACCAGGCAUCUUACCUCCGGUCUUUCAAAAAAUCACAGGACUGCAAUAGUGGAGAAGAACAUGAGCGUAUUCAAUAGAAAACCAGUACAAAGGUCUAGGUCUGUGAGGGAGGGGUCUGGAGGCUCUGUCUCUGCAGCGGUCAGCUCUUUCUGCCCGCUAACUGCCCGAGCACAGAGGAGGAGGGACAGAGAGAGGAGAGAGGAGGAACAGCAGAGGAGGAGGAGAGAGGGGAUAGAGGAGGACAGGAGAGAGGGAGCUAAGAGACACCUCCUGAGACCUCGUCAGCUCUCCCUGCAGGUCAGGAGGACUAACAAGGUUGCUGUGGUAACCGGGCUCUCCAAACAUAGAACUUCUUGUGUCAGGUCGGUCCCUCCCUUAAAGCCAAGCACAGAUGCUGGCAGCAGACGUUCCCCAGGGCCCUGCACAACACCUAGCAAUACCUGUAAACCAAGAGGUCACCCCCAAAGCAGACCCCAGGACACCAACAUCAAACACCUCUCGCAGCACAGUAACCACCAGCUGCCUCGCAAUCAGCUCCUUUCUCUCAACCGCCAAACAAUCUCAAACUAUUAUAGCAACCCCAAGACCUUGAGUAGUCUUCAGAACUCAGGAAGAAAUUCAUGCAGGACUCCAUCUCACAUACCAUUAACUAAUGGCUCAGUUAUCAGACAGCUAAAUGAGAACCCUGGGGUUCUAAGGUUGUCCAGAAGGAGGAGAGGCCUCCCACCGGACACCAGCUCUAACCCUCUGAAUCAAUUUCCUUUUGACAAAAACUCUUCAAAGAAGUGCAGGACACUGCAGUGCAAUGACGUUGAUGUCCUAUUGGAAAGUGACUGUCCUGUUGGUGAGACCCCACAGAAGAAGGCUAAAUGUGAAAAAGAUGUUCGAGAGGAGUGUGUGAACCAUAUGGAUAAAGCCAGCAGUAGCCAUGAUGAAGAACUUGAACCAGACAGAUGUGGUGAUAGUGGAGAGAUAAGUCUAGCAAGGUGCAGUUGUGUUUCUGAAGACAUACAAGAAAAGAUAAAUGUUGCAAAGUUAAGUUUGGCAACCGUAACUGCUCUGGAGCCCUACCAGGACAGGGUCGACGAUACCAAUGACAUCACUAACUAUGACCUCAGCCCUGUCUGUGAGGCCAUAUGCAUACAUGUGAGAGAUAAAAGGCUCCAGAGAAAUCAGUCAGCUUCAUCCACAAAUACCAGGACUACUGUUGCUAGGAGUGUUGCCAGAGCUGCUACUGUUAGAACCACUGUUCCUAAAGCUGCUAUUAACUCAGUGACAUCUACAUACAUACACAGUAACCCACCAGCCAGUCAUUCUGCCAAACAUACUGCUAAGGGCAUUAAAAAAGGUACUAGCAAGGACAUUACCAAAUGUACCUCACCAGCCAGCAGCUACUAUAUCCAUAAUUCCAGAGGUUCUGCAAAGGCCUCUUCAAAGGCCUCUUCAAAGGCUACCGUUGAGGACUCAACAAAGGACAAUAGCUAUUUGAGUAUUCCCAAGGGCUCUACAAAGCGUCCUACCCAGACCAAGUCUACUACCUCAGCCAUUAAGACCAGGACCAGCCCUAGAAUCCUCCUGAAGAGCUAAUAAACAUCUGAGCCAUGUCUGAAAACAUGCACAGAUUCAUGUUGAAGACAAUUUGUGAAAUAUUUAGAACAAAAUUGGAUACUGUUCAUAAUGGGCAAUGCAUGAUGAUGGUGGGUGGCCCUUGGGUAGUGAUGUAGUGACUAUGGCUUGUUUUCAACAAUUAUUGUGGGAUAUUGUAAUUCUAUAUAAGUAAAGUAAAAUGAAUAACUGGAAGACAGCAACAUAGUGGCAGACAGGCUAUUAAGUGGAUAUGGUGAAAAGUCACUGAUUUCAGAUGCUUCCCUGCUGCAUCUUGAUUUUAGUACCUAAGAAUCAACCUACCUACCUAAUCUGUUCCAGGUUGUCUAGAUUGUUGACAUAAAAGUCCCAAGGAUUUCUCAUGUAAAAUCCUCACCAGAAGUUAGUGGCAUGUACGCACAUUAGAAGCAUCCAUACUUCCUGUCCACACACACUUCCUAUCCUGUCCUCUGUGACUGCAGUCAGAACCAGUUGUCUCUGUGACACCAGCUGCACAGUGCCAGCCAACCAUUGUUACCAGGCUGUG